Molecule: messenger RNA, 360 nt
Organism: Venustampulla echinocandica
Lineage: Eukaryota; Fungi; Ascomycota; Leotiomycetes; Helotiales; Pleuroascaceae
Exons: 1
Coding region: 1-360 (119 amino acids)
Source: RefSeq, a predicted model, not a curated record
AUGGCUACCACAGAAGACCCAACCGUUGCAAUUGUCCGCAGUAAUGUCACCGCUAUCAAUGGCCUUGUCCCAGAGAGCACUGUUACAGACCUUCAUGACUUUAUCACGUCCCAGGAGCACGGCAAAGAGUUAUUGGAGACUUUCGCCAAAAUCUCUAACCUUGACCCCCCACUCACGGAGUUGAGUGCCCUGAAGGCAAGUGGUGACUUCAGAAACAGUUGCGGUGCAGCAGGCUCCAUUGUCAAUCUUUGGGUAUACGCCAAAGUGCAGGUCCGGGCUGAGGCUUUGCGGAGAAUCGGCGACGGCCAUGUAGGUGGUGCUACAGUUGGACUUCCUGGCGGCGCUCUGUUGUAUGUUUGA